Molecule: messenger RNA, 1182 nt
Organism: Drepanopeziza brunnea f. sp. 'multigermtubi' MB_m1
Lineage: Eukaryota; Fungi; Ascomycota; Leotiomycetes; Helotiales; Drepanopezizaceae
Biological process (GO): actin filament severing; barbed-end actin filament capping
Molecular function (GO): phosphatidylinositol-4,5-bisphosphate binding; actin filament binding
Source: RefSeq, a predicted model, not a curated record
AUGCCACCCAACCACGGUCUCACCCACCUCAAAGAAUACGAUAUCAAGGAUAGCAAUGUCGAACUCAUCGGCACUGAUAUCGACCACCGGGUAAAGUACAACUCCGCCCUCACCGAGCCCGCCUGGAACGAUGGCCACGUAGGCAAGGUCGCGGGCCUCUACAUAUGGCGAAUCGAAGACUUCGAGGUCGUUGUGUGGCCUAGAGAGAGGGCGGGUCAAUUCUACGACGGCGACAGCUACAUCGUGCUGCAUUCGUACAAAGUCGGGGAGAAAGAGGGGCAGGAAAAGCUGGUACACGAGAUAUUCUUUUGGCUGGGGAGCAAGACCUCGCAGGACGAGGCAGGAACUGCGGCGUAUAAGACAGUUGAGCUGGAUGAGUAUUUGGGAGGCGUGGCAACGCAGCAUAGAGAGACGCAGGAGCAGCCUUCGGAGGACUUCCUCGAGCUGUUCCCAAGGUUGAGGAUCUUGUCUGGGGGCAUUAAAUCGGGCUUCAAGCAUGUGGAGGAAGAAGCGCCUAAGGAUGUCACGACACUAUUGAGAAUAUUCAAGCACCCUGCUGGUCGGGGAAUCGUAGUGGUUGAGGUUGAGCCGACAUACCACAGUCUUGACGAGGAAGAUGUGUUCGUUUUGGAUAAGGGGGAAAAGAUAUGGGUCUGGCAGGGCAAAAAAUGCAGUCCCAUGGAGAAGGCAAAGGCAGCGCAGGUCGUUAAUGAUAUGACGUUAGCGAAACACAUCGACGUGGAGGUUCUUGCACAGACGGACUCGAGGUCGAAGGUAUUUAUCAAUUUGCUGGGCGGCGAGGGCAUCACGCAAACCGAAUUUAAAGCUGCCAGAACCAUCUCUUCGUCUCCCAGUACUGCGAAGCCGCGGCCCAGGAAGCUUUUCCGCCUCAGCGAUUCCUCUGGGCAGCUAUCUUUUGACCUCGUCAAGGACAGCCAACCGGUCAACAAAGACGAUUUCGACGGUAACGAUAUCUUCCUUCUUGAUGUUGGGAAAGAGAUUUGGGUCUGGCGAGGACUCGGUGCAAGCAGAGGGGAGAGGGCUUCCUGGCUCAAUGUGGCACAGUCGUACCUUCGACGACUCCAGGAGCAGUCUGGAAGUUCUGACGCGAAUGCUACGCCGUUCGCAGCAGUUGUCGAGGGUAACGAGAGUCCAGCUUUCCUGAGAGCAAUCCAAGUUUGA